AUGAGUCAUAUUAAGCCAGUAAUUAAACUAAAGGGAAUCGAGCAAAUAUGGAAGAAUUCGACUGAUAUCCUUUCUUUCGAAGAAACGUCAAUAAUACAAAAGUCUCUCAAACACAUGUCUAAUGAAAUUAAAGAGCUUAAGGAAUGCAAACAAAGUUUAUCUAAUUCUGAAGUUCUUGAUAUUUACAAAAGAUUUGGAGAUCUUAUAAACUGCUUUGCUACACAUUUUGACUUUAAUAGAGUAAAGAUCUUAUCUCAGAGAAGAAGUAUUGCAAAGUACUCCUAUCAUAUUCUGAUAUGUAUCAUUAAUAUUAUUGAGGAUAGGUCUAUUCAACUUGACAAAGAAAGCUUAAUAAAAAGUUGUCAAAUAUGUUUAAACUACUACUUUCCAUCCAAAGCGAUCAAAACAAUUGAAUCUAAUUCAUGUAAAACAGAAUUUGGUCUAAAUGGAACUAUUGAAAAAACUGAUUCCAAGAGAAGCCUGGAUUUUUAUAAUACCCCACCAAGAAACUCUCAUACUACGGAUAUUUCGAACUUUUUCCCAAAUCCAAGUCCAUUUAAUUUAUCUUUAAAAUCGCCAUUAUCAUCACAAAAUCCAAACUACUAUCAAUCUGUUACAAGAUACAGUUCCUCAGAAAACUGUCUUUCUGAUUAUUCAAAUUUACAAAUUCAAUAUAAUCAAGAAGAAUCUUUUAACUGCGAAUCUGAGUUCUUUCCAAGUGAAUUCCAGUUCCCAAUGCCAAUAGAGGAGGCCAAAAGAAGGCUUAGAGAAAAGCUUUUGAGAAAGGAAAUGUCUGAAAUUAAAAAGUUAAAGAGUUUGGAAUCCAACCAACAAACUGAAUAUAGUAAUUUAAAUUCUCCUCUAAAAAACAAAUCACUUGUUCAUUCGUGGGGAACCGAACAAAGUGAUAAGUCUGAUUUACAUAUUGAAGAUCUUGUUGCUCCUUCUAUUAAUCGACAUAAAAACAGUAAAAUUUUCAGUUUUGGACAAAAUCUUCAAUUUCAGGCAGAUUUAUGGGAAUCUACGAAAGUAGCUGCUCAAUUGGCCGAAACAUUGCCUGAGCCUUAUAGAACUCGUAGAAUAAGAAGAGAAAUAUACCAACAAAGUAUAGAAAGAUCUGUUGAACUUUUAAAAAGCUUAGAGAUCUGUAAUAAUUUUAGACCAGGUGUUCUCACAAAAACUAUGAUUCAUACUAUAGAACGUAUUAUAGAUUAUUGA
This is a messenger RNA of Cryptosporidium ubiquitum, 1218 nucleotides long. RefSeq lists its product as uncharacterized. NCBI's taxonomy places the organism in Eukaryota, Apicomplexa, Conoidasida, Eucoccidiorida, Cryptosporidiidae. The record is from RefSeq and is a predicted model, not a curated record. The transcript has a single exon. The coding region runs from base 1 to 1218 and encodes 405 amino acids.